This is a messenger RNA of Cyprinodon tularosa, 3063 nucleotides long. RefSeq names its product RNA binding motif, single stranded interacting protein 1a (gene rbms1a). Gene Ontology annotation, molecular function: poly(U) RNA binding; poly(A) binding; mRNA 3'-UTR binding. The transcript is spliced from 15 exons. The record is from RefSeq and is a predicted model, not a curated record. Bases 93 to 1226 code for a protein of 377 amino acids. Gene Ontology annotation, cellular component: ribonucleoprotein complex; nucleus; cytosol. NCBI's taxonomy places the organism in Eukaryota, Metazoa, Chordata, Actinopteri, Cyprinodontiformes, Cyprinodontidae.
CUGCAGCAGGACGUCGUAGAUCAAUGAACCGGACCGGAGGGUUGGUCCAUCGCCUGGGGAGGGGGACCUGAAACACAUCUGUAAGCUCCGGGAUGAUUUUUGCAAACACAGGCAACCCACUGAAGACGACCAAUCGAAAGCAGCAGGUUUCCUGUGUGCAGUCCUACCCCAUGACUCCGUCCAGUCCCAGCAACAGCAGCAACAGCAGCAGCACAGGCCUGGAGCAGCUCAGCAAAACCAACCUGUACAUCCGCGGCCUGCCUCCUGCCACCACAGACCUGGAUCUGGUCAAACUCUGCCACCAGUAUGGAAAGAUUCAGUCGGCAAAGGCGAUUCUGGACAAGACGACUAACAAGUGCAAAGGUUACGGCUUUGUGGACUUCGACAGCCCAGCUGCUGCUCUAAAGGCAGUGCAUGCUCUGAAAACCAGCGGCAUUCAGGCCCAGAUGGCCAAGCAGCAGGAGCAGGACCCCACGAACCUUUACAUUUCCAACUUGCCUCUCUCGAUGGAUGAGAGGGAGCUGGAGAAGAUGCUGCAGCCCUUCGGCCAGGUCGUCUCCACUCGAAUCCUACGGGACUACAGCGGUAACAGCAGAGGCGUGGGCUUUGCCAGGAUGGACACGACGGAGCAGUGCAACGCAGUCAUCUCCCAGUUCAACGGGAAAUUCAUCAAGUUAGCUUCUGGAGCUCUGGGCCCAUCUCAACCUCUGUUAUGUAAGUUUGCGGACAGUCAAAGAAAGAAACACGCUCACAGUGGAUAUGUGCCCAAUGGACAGUCAAGCGAUCUCAGACUAGGUGCAAUGACUUUGACUUAUGACCCCUCCACAGCAGCCAUACAGAGCGGGUACUAUCCCUCCCCAUAUCCAGUGACCAAUAGAAUAAUGACUGUGCAGCCUGCAAUGUCUCCGUACAUGUCUCCUGUCUCUGCUUACCAGGUUCAGAGUCAUUCUUGGGUGGCACAUCAACCAUACAUCAUGCAACACCCAGCUGCUGUGAUGUCUCCCUCUGUGGAUCCCUCCAUGUCAAUGCAUCCCACAGCUAUGAUUACUCAGCAGAUGGGCCAGCUGUCGUUGGGAAACACAGGAACGUACAUUGCUGCCAACCCAGGGGUCCAGGGAGCCUAUAUGCCUCAAUACCCCCCACUGCCGCCAGCAGCUGAAAACGGCACGCUGCAGCAAGUGGAUUCAUCCAAUAACUCGUCUCCUUACAGUCAACUCAGCAAGUAAUACACAGGCCACCUUGCAGCUCAGAGAGCCCGAGGGCAGUUGGAAAGCUGCUGAGGAUAUUGCAGGGAUGAAAGCAACCGCCUGCCCUGAUUGGACCAGAUACACAAACAUUUCUUUUGCACAGCCCCGACAUUUUUAGUGGGAAUUGAACAGAAGUGGACUUAAACAGUCGGCCAAUCAAAGGGGAAAAUCAACGAAAAAAAAAAAAAAAAGUAGAUCUAUUUUGAUAAGAACCAACAUCCCUCUCUUACUCUCCUUUUCAACAACACUUUCCCGCCCACCUUCACCCCACCCCCAAUCAUAGUAUGAUGUGACAUUGCAUUGCAUGUGACUGGGAUUAUUUUCACCUCCUUUUCGAGUUCCCCAUGAUUUUAGAGCCUGUUUCAUUGUUGGUGUACAGACGUCAGCAGGCCUCGUUUGCACUGAAACUUUUAGAAUAACUUCUUAUUGGUUUUCAGAGCUACAGGAAAGUGAAACGCUGACGGGAAGUCGGUCCGAACUGCACUUGAAAGCUAACAUAGAUGACCAUUUCAUUAGGAAAUUAUCGAAUUUAUUAUUGGAAACGGUGCCUUCCUCACAUAACAUUGAACAUCGUCCAUCUAACUUGAUCAGGUGUCAUUCUUCUAUUCCAAUUGAUCAAUAGUGUGUGUGAAAUCAUGGAAAUCUCCAUGAAGUGUUUCGCUAUCUAGUUGUUUGGUAGCAAUAUAGACAAUGACAGUUCCACGGCAAUACUGAGAACAAAGGUGACAAACUCAGAGCAUGGUAAUUUCUUAUUUUUCCUUUUUCCUUACCUUUUUUUAAUUUCAUUUCCUUUUUUCUUUUUUUUUGAAUGAACUAAACAUUAAACACGAGCCGUACUUUUAUGACUUUACAAGUUUGAAUCCCAAUGGGCAUCUCUUUCAAAGGCUUUUUGUUUUCUCUAGUGGUCGGUUUGACCAGUUAUCUACCUCACGGUUUCGCUGGACUCGGCUGGUGCUGUCGGGUUUGCAGGUAAAGCCCCUUCGCGCCAGACUGAUCGCUGCAAACCAGAAGCCACGCUCAGGAGCUGGCUAAAUAGGACUUCUGCCGUUUGUCUCCCAUGUGCAGCAUUCCUCCUCUUAAUCAUCAAUAUGGGGAAAAAGAUGCUUUUUAAAAUUUAUCCCAAUUUGUCUUUCCUUUUAUUGUGUUUUUUUUUUCCCAUAACAUGACAACCAAUGCUCCAUUUUAGAAACUCAUAGUUUCUCUGUAAAGCAGUUACUAUUUUGUUAGAUAUUUCACAUUUCACCUGCUUACUGUAAAGAUAAAACAUGCCAAACCAUUUAGAUGAGCGUAAAAAAAACAUCAAAAAUAAAACAAUCAGGAAUAAAGUACUGAAAAAAAAAGUUAUCUUUAUGUAGUUUGAUGGUUUUUGAAAUUGAAUAGCAAAACUAUAUUUCUUAAAAUCUGCAAGCUACUUCCUUACUGUGAGGGCCAAAAGUAAAAAGCAGAGUAGUUUCACUUCUUCGUUGUUCUCUUUUUUCCUUCUGGAUGAAUUUCUGACGAACAAUCAUCUGGAAAGAGGAAAAAAGGUCAAAGCAAAGUACCAUUGUGGUGCUUCCUCCUGAGCUGCUCUGCUUAAAACAGUGGGAGGUGAACACAGACAAAUUACAGCCGGACAUUUUACUGAACGUACUUUUCUUUUCUGAAGAUUUGUUGCUGGGAAAAAAAAGUAAAAAAAAGAAAAGAAACAAAAAAAACAACAACUUGUUUUUCUCCUUGCCUCCCUCCUGUCACCAUCUACCGAUUCUCAAACAACCCUCUCCUUGCUCCUUUGGAAACAUUGAAUUAAAAACAAUAAAACAUUCUUCUCUUUCUCAGA